Molecule: messenger RNA, 312 nt
Organism: Dracunculus medinensis (Guinea worm)
Lineage: Eukaryota; Metazoa; Nematoda; Chromadorea; Rhabditida; Dracunculidae
Source: the annotation of a GenBank genome assembly
AUGUCAGAAACUGCAGGGAGAAUUGGACUCAGGAUCAAUGUAAAUAAAACGAAAGACUUUUCGCCAUAUGUGCAAGAAGCUGAUAAAAUGCCUCUUUUUGUAAAUUCAUUGCCGGUUGAGGAAGUGCCGGAUUUCAAAUACCUUGGGUCCACUUUAAUACCGAAUGGACAGGCAAAAGAUGAUAUUACAACUCGGAUCACGGCAGCUAGAAAAGCGUUCUUCCGGUUGACGAAACCUUUAUGGAGUCACCAUAAAAACGAAAGUCCGCAUCUAUAUUGCCAUGAUCCGUUCGAUCUUACUGUAUGGUUCUGA